GCACGCUGACCCUUCAUUAAAGCAAAACAACCAACAUGGGACAUUUGUAUUUCUCUCUGAUUUUAUUCUUCCUGAAUGGGGCUUUUGGUAUGGACACUGCAGACUGUCCACAUCAUUUAAGUAAAAGCGACCUCUAUGUGUUUGGAGAAUACUGUUUAAAGGUAUAUUAUGGUGACUUCGACUGGGAAACUGCCAGAAAGCUGUGUCUCAAUGAAGGGGGUGAUCUAGUACAACCAAGAACUGCCGGUAUGCAAGAAUACAUAAGGAUCAACUUACUGCCUCAGAAACAGCGAUCGGAGGAAGACGGAUUUUGGAUCGGAGCAACAGAUUUAAAUUCAGAAUCCCAUUGGAGAUGGGUAUCAGGUGACCCUCGAAUGCCGUACAGCAAUUGGGAGCCGGGUCAAGGACCGUCUCAGUCGGGGUUUCUGUUUGCCGCCGGAGAUUUGGAGGAUUGUGCAUUGAUGAAAAUCCAGGACGGAUUCCGUUGGCAUGACUACCCAUGUUCUAAUUUCUUUUAUCAUUACUCAUUUAUAUGCCAACACAAAAAAAUUCCACGCUCAACACAGAAGGUACAUUCUACUCCCACUACAACUAAAUACGUUCCACCUACCACAACGAAAUAUGUUCCUCCCACCACGACGAAAUACGUUCCUCCCACCACAACGAAAUACGUUCCUCCAACCACGACGAAAUACCUUCCACCAACAACAACAAAAUUUGAGCCAGAAACCUUUACGACGACAAGGUUUGUUCCUUGGACCGAGAAGACGACAAUGUUUAGUGAGAAGACAAGGUCAUCGACAGCUCAGAUGAUGUCAGACACUCAUUCCCCAUCUACAACAGUGAACACGAAUGCCCCUCUCCCCGCCACUACACCGGAACUGCCUUCAAAGGCGCCCUCUGUCCCUAGUGGUGCUGGCGGUGAUCCUUUCAGCGGCGGAUUUGCAUCUAUUCAUAGUUUCCCCGUUGACAACUGUCCGCCACAUCUGAGUAAAAGCGACCUGUACAUAUACAGGGAUAUCUGUCUGAAGGUGCAUUAUGGGAACUACGAUUGGGAUGACGCAAGACACAAGUGUCGUCAAGAGGGCGGAGACUUAGUUCAGAUUCGGGACUCUGGGAUGCAGCAUUUUCUCCAAAGCGUUCUGUCACAUCAAAGGUCAGAGGAAGACGGGUUCUGGAUUGGGGCGACCGACAGGGACUCGGAAUCACAUUGGAAGUGGGUAUCAGGUGAUUCUAGGAUGAGUUACAGUAAUUGGGAGCACGGACAAGGCCCAUCUCAAAGUGGAUUUUUCCUUGCUAGUGGAUCGCUUGAAGACUGUGCUCUUAUGAGAGUAGACAGUGGGUUUAGAUGGCAUGAUUAUGAUUGUAGCAGUAUAUUCUACCAUUAUUCCUUCAUCUGUCAAUACGGUAAGAAUACUAUCUUAUAUGAUAUAAUAGAACUGUUCAGCAUCAUCAUUGAAGUAUUCAAAAAUUCAUCUAGGACUGCUAGCCAAAUACAUCAUACCACAUCGGGAAAUCAUCAUAUUAAUACCGAUAGAACAACAAGUAAACCACCAGGACCUUCAACAGUGUUCAUACAUCAUCCUCAUCCCGAUACCACGUCCUUCAAACCCGACACCACAAUAUAUACAAUUCCACCGCAGACUGAUGCUCCCAUAGACACAAGUCCACCUACAACAAACGCCCCAGUACCCACAACUCCCCCCGAAACGGACGCCCCUAUUCCUUCCACAUACAUAGUGACGCAAGCCCCGUUUCCUACUACCAUGUCCCCAGAGACGAAGACCUCGCCUCUACCCGUUACAACACCGACGCCACCUACAACAACUACCGCAGCGGAAGCAGGAGUGGUUAUCAUUGGCUGAUCAUCGACUGAGGUGUUCGAAAAGAUUUAUAUAGAGAG
Molecule: messenger RNA, 1903 nt
Organism: Saccostrea echinata
Lineage: Eukaryota; Metazoa; Mollusca; Bivalvia; Ostreida; Ostreidae
Product: macrophage mannose receptor 1-like
Exons: 10
Coding region: 36-1865 (609 amino acids)
Source: RefSeq, a predicted model, not a curated record